CUCUGUCCCCCAGAUGUACGGGGACCCCCUAUGCACCGAACCCAAUACGUUCAUUCCCCAUAUGAUCGUCCUGGUUGGAACCCACGGUUCUGCAUCAUCUCGGGGAACCAGCUUCUCAUGCUGGAUGAGGACGAGAUACACCCCCUUCUGAUCCGGGACCGGAGGAGCGAGUCCAGUCGCAACAAACUGCUGAGACGCACGGUCUCCGUGCCGGUGGAGGGGCGGCCCCACGGCGAGCAUGAAUACCACUUGGGUCGCUCGAGGAGGAAGAGCGUCCCAGGGGGGAAGCAGUACAGCAUGGAGGCCGCCCCCGCUGCGCCCUUCCGGCCCUCGCAAGGCUUCCUGAGCCGGAGGUUAAAAAGCUCCAUCAAACGCACGAAGUCACAACCCAAACUUGACCGGACCAGCAGCUUUCGCCAGAUCCUGCCUCGCUUCCGAAGUGCUGACCAUGACAGGGCCCGGCUGAUGCAGAGCUUCAAGGAGUCACACUCGCAUGAGUCCUUGCUGAGCCCUAGCAGUGCGGCCGAGGCCUUGGAGCUCAACUUGGAUGAAGAUUCCAUUAUCAAGCCAGUGCAUAGCUCCAUCCUGGGCCAGGAGUUCUGUUUUGAGGUAACAACGUCUUCAGGAACAAAAUGUUUUGCCUGUCGUUCUGCGGCCGAAAGGGACAAAUGGAUCGAGAAUCUACAACGGGCAGUAAAACCCAACAAGGACAACAGCCGCCGGGUGGACAACGUGUUGAAGCUGUGGAUCAUAGAGGCUCGGGAGCUGCCCCCCAAGAAGCGGUACUACUGUGAGCUCUGCCUGGACGACAUGCUGUAUGCACGCACCACCUCCAAGCCCCGCUCGGCCUCAGGGGACACCGUCUUCUGGGGCGAGCACUUCGAGUUUAACAACCUGCCGGCUGUCCGCGCCCUGCGGCUACAUCUGUACCGUGACUCAGACAAAAAGCGCAAGAAGGACAAGGCGGGCUAUGUCGGCCUGGUGACUGUGCCUGUGGCCACCCUCGCUGGGCGCCACUUCACAGAGCAGUGGUACCCUGUCACCCUGCCGACGGGCAGUGGGGGCUCCGGGGGCAUGGGGGGCUCAGGAGGGGGCGGGGGCUCGGGGAGUGGCUCAGGGGGCAAGGGCAAAGGAGGCUGCCCAGCUGUGCGGCUGAAGGCGCGUUACCAGACAAUGAGUAUCCUGCCCAUGGAGCUGUAUAAGGAGUUUGCAGAGUAUGUCACCAACCAUUAUCGGAUGCUGUGUGCAGUACUGGAGCCCGCCCUGAAUGUCAAGGGCAAGGAGGAGGUCGCCAGUGCACUGGUUCACAUUCUGCAGAGUACGGGCAAGGCCAAGGACUUCCUUUCAGACAUGGCCAUGUCUGAGGUGGACCGGUUCAUGGAACGGGAGCACCUCAUAUUCCGCGAGAACACGCUCGCCACUAAAGCCAUAGAAGAGUACAUGAGACUGAUUGGUCAGAAAUACCUCAAGGAUGCCAUUGGGGAAUUCAUCCGUGCUCUGUAUGAGUCUGAGGAGAACUGCGAGGUGGACCCCAUCAAGUGCACGGCGUCCAGCCUGGCAGAGCACCAGGCCAACCUGCGGAUGUGCUGUGAGUUGGCCCUGUGCAAGGUGGUCAACUCCCACUGCGUGUUCCCGAGGGAGCUGAAGGAGGUGUUUGCAUCUUGGCGACUGCGCUGCGCAGAGCGGGGCCGGGAGGACAUCGCUGACAGGCUGAUCAGCGCCUCGCUCUUCUUGCGCUUCCUCUGCCCAGCCAUUAUGUCGCCCAGUCUCUUUGGGCUCAUGCAGGAGUACCCAGAUGAGCAGACCUCACGAACCCUAACCCUCAUCGCCAAGGUCAUCCAAAACCUGGCCAACUUUUCCAAGUUUACCUCAAAGGAGGACUUUCUGGGAUUCAUGAAUGAGUUUCUGGAGCUGGAGUGGGGUUCCAUGCAGCAGUUCCUGUAUGAGAUCUCCAACCUGGACACGCUGACCAACAGUAGUAGCUUUGAGGGUUACAUCGACUUGGGCCGAGAGCUCUCCACACUCCAUGCCCUGCUCUGGGAGGUGCUGCCCCAGCUCAGUAAGGAAGCCCUCCUGAAGCUGGGCCCACUGCCCCGGCUCCUCAAUGACAUCAGCACAGCUCUGAGGAACCCCAACAUCCAAAGGCAGCCAAGCCGUCAGAGUGAGCGGCCCCGGCCUCAGCCUGUGGUGCUGCGGGGCCCAUCGGCCGAGAUGCAGGGCUACAUGAUGCGGGACCUCAACAGCUCCAUCGACCUACAGUCCUUCAUGGCUCGAGGCCUCAACAGCUCUAUGGACAUGGCUCGCCUCCCCUCCCCAACCAAGGAAAAGCCACCCCCGCCACCCCCUGGUGGGGGUAAAGACCUGUUCUAUGUAAGCCGUCCACCCCUGGCCCGUUCCUCGCCAGCAUACUGCACAAGCAGCUCGGACAUCACAGAGCCAGAGCAGAAGAUGCUGAGUGUCAACAAGAGCGUCUCCAUGCUGGAUUUGCAGGGCGACGGGCCCGGCGGCCGCCUCAACAGUAGCAGUGUGUCCAACCUGGCGGCCGUUGGGGACCUGCUGCACUCAAGCCAGGCUUCCCUGACCGCAGCCUUGGGGCUGCGGCCUGCGCCCGCUGGACGCCUCUCCCAGGGGAGUGGCUCGUCCAUUACAGCGGCUGGCAUGCGCCUCAGCCAGAUGGGUGUCACCACGGAUGGUGUCCCUGCCCAGCAACUGCGCAUCCCCCUCUCCUUCCAGAACCCUCUCUUCCACAUGGCUGCUGAUGGGCCAGGCCCCCCAGGGGGCCACGGAGGGGGUGGUGGUCACGGCCCACCUUCCUCCCAUCACCACCAUCACCACCAUCACCACCACCGAGGUGGAGAGCCUCCCGGGGACACCUUUGCCCCAUUCCAUGGCUAUAGCAAGAGCGAGGACCUCUCCUCAGGGGUCCCCAAGCCCCCUGCCGCUUCCAUCCUUCACAGCCACAGCUACAGUGAUGAGUUUGGACCCUCUGGCACUGACUUCACCCGUCGGCAGCUCUCACUCCAGGACAACCUGCAGCACAUGCUGUCCCCUCCCCAGAUCACCAUUGGUCCCCAGAGGCCUGCCCCCUCAGGGCCUGGAGGUGGGAGCGGCGGUGGGGGCAGUGGUGGGGGUGGCGGGGGCCAACCGCCUCCAUUGCAGAGGGGCAAGUCUCAGCAGUUGACGGUCAGCGCUGCCCAGAAACCCCGGCCAUCCAGUGGGAAUCUGUUGCAGUCACCGGAGCCAAGCUAUGGCCCUGCCCGUCCGCGGCAACAGAGCCUCAGCAAAGAGGGCAGCAUUGGGGGCAGCGGGGGCAGCGGUGGCGGAGGGGGUGGGGGGCUCAAGCCCUCCAUCACCAAGCAGCAUUCUCAGGCGCCAUCCACGCUGAACCCCACCAUGCCAGCCUCCGAGCGGACGGUGGCCUGGGUCUCCAACAUGCCUCACCUGUCAGCUGACAUCGAGAGUGCCCACAUCGAGCGAGAAGAGUACAAGCUCAAGGAGUACUCUAAGUCGAUGGAUGAGAGCCGACUGGACAGGGUGAAGGAGUAUGAGGAGGAGAUCCACUCACUGAAGGAGCGGCUGCACAUGUCCAACCGGAAGCUAGAAGAGUAUGAGCGGAGGCUGCUGUCCCAGGAAGAGCAGACCAGCAAAAUCUUGAUGCAGUAUCAGGCCCGACUGGAGCAGAGUGAGAAGAGGCUAAGGCAGCAACAGGUGGAGAAGGAUUCGCAGAUCAAAAGCAUCAUUGGCAGGCUGAUGCUGGUGGAGGAGGAGCUGCGCCGGGACCACCCCGCCAUGCCUGAGCCGCUGCCCGAACCCAAGAAGAGGCUGCUCGACGCUCAGGAGAGGCAGCUUCCCCCCUUGGGUCCAACAAACCCGCGUGUGACGCUGGCCCCACCUUGGAACGGCCUGGCCCCCCCAGCACCGCCCCCCCCACCCCGGCUGCAGAUCACCGAGAACGGCGAGUUCCGAAACACCGCAGACCACUAGCCCACCCAGCCUCACAGACCUUCUCCCUCCCCAUGCACCCCACCCUGGAAUAGCACCCACCACCAGGACUGGAUGUCGCCGAGGGACAGCGGGAUUGCCUCCCUGAAUGCCUCCUUGGGGGGCACCAAUCCCCCACCCCCACUGCACCAUUUCCAGGGGGGAAGAGUGCGGACCCUUAGCUGUCCCCUUUUCCUUCCUGUUGGGGUGCUGCCCCCUGUGGCCCCCAGGGACCCUUGCCCCAGGACACCACCUACCCCACACAGACCCCUUCACUCUGGGGUGCUAUCCCCAUCCUCUGCCUCAUCGUUCCCCUGAGCACUGGGGGACAGACCCUCACCCCCACCCUGGGGGUGUGGCACCUCCAAACUUUCAACUUCAGGGUGAUUUUUUAGCAGUAACCAGAGCUGACAAUCUAACUCCCCUCCACCGCCCCAUUUGACCUCCCCUGUCCCCCUUGUUAUGGGGAGGGGACCCCAGGUGAGGGGGCCCUGUUACCCCUUGAUUUCUCAGGAGCGUCUGGGGGGGCUCAGCACGCACAAACUCCUUCUCCUACUACUCUUAAAUUUACUCCCUCCCCACCCAGAACCCAGAUGGGGUGGAGGGGCCACCGGGGCAGGGAGGGGGCGGCAAGGGGGGAACGGGAGUCGUCUCCCCUUCCUCCCACACCUGAUCUGCUCUUGGCUGGUCCCAGAGCGGGGUGAGGGGGCUUAUGCCCCCCCCUCCCCCAGUGUGUUGGGUGGGGUGGAAUUGAGGUUAGGGUGAGGGGUUAGGGUCUAGGAGGGUGUGUGUGUUAGGGAGGACAGACCAGUUGAUCUGCCCUACCCUGACACACACAGUCCCCUUCGCCCCUCCCCUCUCUCUUCUUGGUCUCUACUCCCAGGGGGAGGGGGGAACUUACUCUAGGAAAAGCCAUGUCUCUCUCCCCCAGGGUGGGGGGACCUGUGUUGGAGGAGGGGUGUUGGGGGCCCCCUUCCAUGACUCUGUCCCCCCGGGGGAGGUAGGACAGGGCUGGGCUUCCCUCUCAUCCUCCCCCCUCCCCAAUCUCCCUCCACCUCCCUCCCUCCCGCCAGCUCCACAAUUUUUCGGUGUUUCUCUGUACAUAGCUCUCUGGCGGGAUAGGGGAGGUAGGAUGGAUGGGGUUUAGGGUGGGUAGGUCAUGGGAGGGGAGAAGCCCCUCCUUGGCACCCCCUUUUCCCUGACUGCUGUCCCCUACCCAGCCUUGCCCCCUCAUCCCUUCUUGCGUUUGGUAUUGAGACUCUUUCCAGACUUCACCCUUCUUUCUUUUGUAUGGACAGUUCCUCUUCAGUCCCAUCCCCCUACACACAUACACCCAGCCGGGGCCAAAUUUAUACUUAUAUAAAAGUUGUAAAUAUGUGAAAUUUUAUCCCUGUGCCCUUUCCUUGCUUUCCCAACCUCAGACCCUACCCCUGGACCCCCUUUCCUCCUCUCUUUGGCUGUUGUAAUUAUCUGGGGUUUGUACUGUACAUAUCGGGGGUGUGUGUGUGUGGGCUGGGGGCAACCCCUCUGUACAGAGCUUCCUGGCCCCCUCCCCCCCCACGCUUCCCUCCCCCUCCACCACCCUAAGGGUAGGGAGAUGCUCUUCCUACCUGUUUUAUUUUGUUUUCUCGUUAUCCCUCCCUACCCUAUCCCACCCCACUCCCGGCCUUCUCUGUCCUCCACCACUAUCCCUUUUUCUCCACUCCCAGCCCCAUUUCCUUUUUUUCUGGAGUGUGUGGUGAAACAGAAAAAUCAUGUUUAAUAAACGGAGAUUGUUCUUUUA
This is a messenger RNA of Callorhinus ursinus (northern fur seal), 5764 nucleotides long. RefSeq names its product synaptic Ras GTPase activating protein 1 (gene SYNGAP1). Gene Ontology annotation, biological process: regulation of GTPase activity; negative regulation of Ras protein signal transduction. The record is from RefSeq and is a predicted model, not a curated record. NCBI's taxonomy places the organism in Eukaryota, Metazoa, Chordata, Mammalia, Carnivora, Otariidae.